This is a messenger RNA of Pleurotus ostreatus (oyster mushroom), 1335 nucleotides long. RefSeq lists its product as uncharacterized. Gene Ontology annotation, molecular function: pyridoxal phosphate binding. Gene Ontology annotation, biological process: biosynthetic process. The transcript has 3 exons. Lineage: Eukaryota; Fungi; Basidiomycota; Agaricomycetes; Agaricales; Pleurotaceae. The record is from RefSeq and is a predicted model, not a curated record. The coding region runs from base 1 to 1335 and encodes 444 amino acids.
AUGUCUGCACUAGAUGCAAAACUUGCCGCAGCUCUCUCAUCUCGAGAGCAACGCCAAAUUCGACGAAGACUUCCCGAUCCAACUUCCUCUUCCGACUCAUCCAGCUUGAUCGACUUCAGCACGAAUGACUAUCUCUCCUUUUCCUCAUCGCCCAUGCUACGUGAUCGCUUCCUAUCUGUGCUCUCCGAGGCUCCAGAUAUACUCGGUUCCGGAGGCUCUAGGCUCCUGGUGAAUGGCCAAGCCCACAAUCAGCUUGAAGCACGUCUAGCGCACUUCUUUGGCUCCCCGACGGCAUUACUCUUCAAUUCGGGAUUCGAUGCCAACGCGGGGUUCUUUGCUUGCAUUCCACAGCAGGGGGAUGUCGUGGUGUACGAUGAAUAUAUCCAUGCAUCGGUGCAUGACGGUGUGCGUGCGUCGCGUGCCAAAAACGCGCAAUUCUCCUUCAGUCAUAACUGUAUCAUUUCCCUGCGAAAGCUCCUGCUUAGACUCAUAGAUGAGCGGCCGAGUUUAGUAGAUGGUACAUGCAGCUUAUUCCUAGCCGUGGAAAGCCUGUACAGUAUGGACGGAACGUUCGCACCUCUGGCCGAGAUCGUAGAACUGUUUGACCAGUAUUUCCCGAGGGGAAACGCUCAUCUCGUCGUCGAUGAGGCUCACGCGACUGGAAUCUACGGUCCACAAGGCAGAGGCAGAGUUGCACAGCUGGGGUUGGAAGACAAAGUGCUGGCCCGUCUGCACACUUUCGGCAAGGCGUUAGCAGCUACAGGCGCUGUAUUGCUCACGAACAUUCUUAUCCGGGACUAUCUCCUAAACUAUGCACGCCCCUUGAUCUAUACCACGUCGUUGAGCAACGCCAAUAUAAUCGCGGCUAGCUGUUCGUUCGAUAUGUUGGAAAAUGGUCUCGCACAUAAGCUUGCUAACGAUCUCUUCGGCCUCGUUGCUCACUUCCAUGAAAUACUUCGCCCUCGCCUAGCUUCUAUCCCCCAGGACUUACUCGCCCUCCCGUUCCAUCUUCAGCAUCCCCUUCAGGGUAAUUCGUCUGGAUUACUUUCGCCCAUCAUUCCCAUUAUGACCUCCCAACCCCGCCCUCUCUCUGCUUACCUACUAAACCUGGGCAUGAAUGCCCGUCCAAUUACGUGGCCAACCGUCCCUAAAGGCAAGGACCGUGUUCGGGUCUGCCUGCAUGCAGGCAACACACGGCAGGAUGUUGAGAUGCUAGCCGAAGGCAUGCUAAAUUGGGCAGAAAGCGUUCUACUAGAAGCCAAACAAAAAAGGAAGGCGAAACUUCGCCAUCAAGUUAACGGUGCAUUUACCGUUCUCCUAGAAUCUAAACUCUGA